Macrobrachium nipponense is the source of this 3537-nucleotide messenger RNA. RefSeq lists its product as uncharacterized. The transcript has 3 exons. Lineage: Eukaryota; Metazoa; Arthropoda; Malacostraca; Decapoda; Palaemonidae. The record is from RefSeq and is a predicted model, not a curated record. Bases 730 to 2622 code for a protein of 630 amino acids.
GCCCACCGUAUGGCAACACACGCGCCCAGAUUCGCUUGUUUUGGCAAGAAUCUUCCCACUGAUAAAGCACAUAUUGAUUUCCGGAGCAGGCUUCUAAAGUUUUCAACGUGCAAUGCGAUAGCGAAGAGAGCUGAAUGAAAAUGAAGCUGGCUCUGGGCACUGACAGCUGCGGCUAAGAAAUGCCCAAACGGCAACUCAGGUCCGAGGUCGAGGGCGACACCCAUUUCACCCACACAAAUGGCUGGUUGUUUACAAGGGUCCAGCAGACCUCUUGCUGCCAGUGAGGCCGCGUGUGUCUUGAGAGUUUUAAGCAACUCGGUGUUUUGUGUCACAAGUGUUAUGUUUGGAGUCUGCCGUGUGGAGGACAUGAUCUUGUCUCUGGUUUACAUCACAGGAAAAGUUGAUUGAUAUCCGAUUUGUGUUGUGGGGAUCAUUCGCCGAUUUUAUUUUUUUCUUUUAUGAGAUGAAAAGCUACCAAGGAUUCCCGGAUAACCAUGGAAGCGCUGAUCAAUCUGAUGAUUACUUAUGACAUGAUUGGAAUUUUUCACUCUUGGACGACGUAGUUCAGCGAGGAAAAAUGGUGUGGAAUUUGGUGUUUAGGAGGACAUGGUACGAUUUGCAUAUAGUACAUUGUGACCAAGUGAUUACAUUAAGCAGAAGAGAGCAUACAAAGUUGUGACAGUUUUCCUCUGUUUAUUUGAGUGCGUUCACUGCGAGAGAAUCGGCGCCAUGGCGUGGGAUAGCCCACAGCGCCUUCAGGACUCUGUGGCCGCGUUCCUUGCAAAGAGUAUCACUAGAUUCACAGAAGAUCGCAUACGAGGGGCGAUAGCACUCGUGCCUCCAGAAUUGUUGAUUGCCAGAGCAACCGCUGGUCUCAUAAGACAUCGCUGUUUGGAGGAGGAGUCUAUAUUUGCCGAAGAUGAUGAUGACGAGAAAGAGACCACCACUCAUUUAAUAACUUACGAAGAUGACUUAGAUGAUAUGGAUCUAGCGCUACUUGUGGUCAAGGAAGCCCUAGAUCAAGUAAAAGACUGGCUAUCCAAGAUCCCACAGAAUCCAGGGGGUCCGAGACAGUCACUGGAAAGGGCUUUCGAUGUAUACUCUGACGUCCAUCCAAAGUAUGAUAAGGAUUUUGGAAAGCAUCUGACCGGAAUUCUGAUGAAGUUUACGGUUCUUGAAAGUGUUUUCAUUGACCGUGACUACGGUGACAAAGACAAACAGUGUGUUAUACCGUUUGCUUGGGAAGGCUGGGUUACGAAGCUUGUGCACGUACUGGGGCCCUUUGAAUCUUUGCUUGAACUAAAGGUAUAUGGUGGCAUGUACCCCAGCAUUCUAGAGGCCAUCUUACAAGAGGCACCAAACCUUAAAAGUCUUUUCAUCUCACAUAUCAAUAUCACAGAUGAAAUCUUGAUAAUAGCCAGCAAGUCAUGUCCGAUGCUGGAGAAGUUUUAUUUACUCCACAACUUCCCAUGGCAGGUCAUUUCCAUGAAAGCUUUUUGUAAGACAUUUUUUAAGGGCAGGAGUUUAAGCAAGCUCUCUGAUCAUGUUUUGCUAGGUGAGGAUAAGACUGUUUAUAAAUCUUUCACUACCCUAAAGGAAGUUGAAGUUGCUUAUGGGCGUAUUGAGGUAGCAAAGAACUUUCAUAAGUUGCUUCUCGCUUAUUAUCCUGAACUAACCUCUUACACAUGUGAGUGGAAAACAAACGUCUUUGAUGAUCAGUAUUCAAAUCAUGGCCGUGAUAUUUUAAUGCCUAUAACUAGAAAUGGGAAAGUGCUCUCUCUAACCAAAAUAUUCUUUGAGUGUGGUGUGGUAUAUACAAUGGGACUUGAACGACUGCAUAAGUUUGCCUGGUGCUGCCCUGAUGUCAGGUCCCUCGUGCUAGAUCUUACCAAUAUGGGAACUGCCAAAAUUUGUAAAUCUGCAGGCAGACAGAUGCUAGAGCUAAUUCUUGAGUGGCCCAAAUUAGAGGAAUUGCAUUUGAAUCUACACUGUGAUGAUGAAUUCAACAUGAGCUUCCUGAUGCCCAUAAUGUCAACUAAAGGCCAAGCACUGAAAUCCCUAAUCCUGGAAGCCCCAACAGUUUCUCAGUGUUUGAACUCGAGCAUAAUUAUUUGGUUCCUUCAGCAGUGCCCAAAUCUUGUUCGCCUAAAGAUGCAUGUAUGGCAGCGCUCCGUGUUAAACGUUCCAAACAAUGGGGAAGGCCUCAUCUUCCCAGUCUGUCAAAACCUCAAGGAAAUAAGCUUCCAUGAAGAUGGACCUGGUGAUAGCGAUACCCCGGCAGCUGAGCCUGGACAUAGGCAACGUUGGUGUGCUGUUCUAGAAGCACUACUCAAAUCUGCUCAAAACCUGCAGAUCCUCAGUAUUAGUAUGUGCCACGGGCUAUCUUCGCUUCUUAAGAAUAGUGUGUGCAAUGUAGAAAUCUUUCAUCUACAUGUGAAGUCGUGUUACGAAAGGAAUCCCUCAGUUGAAAAGAUCCAAGGUCUAGUGAAUUCUUUGCCAAAUCUUCAGUGGCUUUAUUUGGAAGAAUUGCGUGGCAGCACUUACUGGAGGAUAUGGCGUCAUUAUAGACACACAGGACUGAACAUCCGUUGGGGAAAUCUCUAUGGGUGGCCCAGGACUUAAUAUGCUCAAUGUAAACACUGAAGUACUGCAAAUGUUUAUUGUCGUAAACCCUUGUCUUAACGUUGGAUUUCAAAAUGGUAUUACAGGAUGACAGAGUCAGUAUUAGUCAGUACGUAUUGUCUUAAGCUAUUACAGAAUUGUUCCCAGAUGUUCCAUAGGAUAUAGAAGCAUUAUUUCGUAUAAUCUGACAACUGUUUUUUUUUAUUAUAAUCAUAGAUAAAUUUUUGUUGCUUAAAAACAAUUAGUGAACUGUAACUGCAGUUGGAUGAUUGCAGCAGAAUCAGGGAACCUAAAGUAAUAGAAUUAUUUGCCGUGUGUUAAUCCCAUAAAAAAUGUUGAUGAUCGGCCUUCCUGGCUUUUAUAAACUGAUGCUUCUUUUUUUUAUGGGGAUGUGAUAUUGACAAAUUAAAGUUCAUAUAUUUUUUCCAUACUUCGUACGGUAUUAUUACUACCUAGGUGAUGUGAAGAAAUGGACGUUGGUUUCACUGAAGUGAUAAAAACUAGUGUCACAAUACGUCGCUAGAACAAAUUUGUUUUCAAGCAGUAAUUAACUCCGGGAGAAAUUCUGAAAUUAUAUGAUAUCUGUGGUGAAAGGAUUCCACCCCUGAUUAUGUAUGAGAAUAUCAUAGCUCGACACUGUAAAUUAAAUGUCUAAAAGGCAGAAACUGAAUGAAAAACACACCUCUUCGGGAGAUUCACAAGAAACCUCUGUCUAUUUAUUUGGUUUUUAAACACAACAUCGACAAACCACGGAAGAACGUAAACAUUAUCUACAGCGUAUCCGGAAUGUGAGAUAAAGAGAAGAGUAGCAUUAAAGGACGAACUUCAUGGUAAAGAGAAACCCGAAGACUAGUUACUAAAGGCAUUACCUUAAACUGUUAUGAUUAUAAAUAAAUUCUAGAGUAAGUGAGACAA